This is a messenger RNA of Thalassophryne amazonica, 3060 nucleotides long. RefSeq lists its product as uncharacterized. The record is from RefSeq and is a predicted model, not a curated record. The transcript is spliced from 6 exons. Lineage: Eukaryota; Metazoa; Chordata; Actinopteri; Batrachoidiformes; Batrachoididae. The coding region runs from base 82 to 1176 and encodes 364 amino acids.
UAUGAACUAUGGAGCGAUAACCGAAAUAAGAACAACGGAGACACAAACGCAACUCGUUUUUGAUUCGUUUUAUGGUUGACCAUGGUUCAGUGGCAGCUCGGCACUCUGGAGCAUCUGAUGAAGUCUGGGUUUGGUUGUCCUUUUCCACGACAUGGCCUCCAGCUCCUGUUUUGGUUUGCUAACAACUGUGUGACCUGUAAACUGGAUGCAUCUGUGAUGGUUGUGAAGCUGGUGUCAGACUGUCAACCAGAGCUAGGCGUCUUUGGGUUCCACCGAUUUGGCAACGCAGAGGCGCUUCUGCCUGUCCUAAGCAGAACCAAAAAGAAGAAGACAAAGAGAGAGGGACAGGUCGAAUAUUAUGAAGUUGGCAACCUGAACACACAAACUUACCCAGAUUCGGCCAACCUGCCGACAUAUGUGAGAGAACAGUACGAGUUGAAUGUUUACAGCAGCAAAUGCAAUACGGACCGACUCAUAAUCCGUUACCAGGUGAGAACCAAGGUGGUGGAGACCAUGUAUGUCACUGAGCAUGAUGCCAACAACUCUGGUGGGUUUAGUUUUGACAAGACUUAUGAAAUCAGCCCUGAACUGAUCGAAGCGCUGCAGAGCUCACAACUAGAUAUCACCACCUUUCUCACCCAGAUGGGUUACUAUGGAGAUAUAGAGAUGGCUUACGAGAGCGAGCAGAUAAACUGGCCAGAACGUUCAGCUCAGCAAAUGCUACAGGCCUACCAUGGAGCUUCAGCGAGCAUGGGCCAGAUGGAGGCCCUGUUCUCACAAAUCUUCAACCAGAAAAUAGACACUGAACCUGUCAACUAUGACCAACACAUUCCCUACAAUUUCAACCUACCCUCACCCAACAGUCACUUUGUGGUUGACAGUAGCACAAAGCAGUCUGCCCGCACGAAGUCCAAUAAGAAACAAAAAGCUCUGGUGAAAAGCUAUUGGGUGUCUUCAUGGAAUCAGCCUAAAGGAUCUGGCGAAGAAGCCAAGAAAUGGACAGAACGUACCUUCGUCAAAGUUCUCCUCAGUGCUGGAGCCCUCUAUCUGGCAAUCAAAUGUUUCAGUUGGCUUAAAAGUUCCUGGAAGAUGUUGUGGAGUGAAGGUCACACAAUAACUCCACCCUUCACUCAAGUUCAUCGAAAUACACCUAUUAUGUUGGAUUAUGUGUAUUAAAUCUUAGAAUGUGGACUUUUAAAACUGUUGUACAGUCAAAUUUUAUGCCGGAUGCCUUUUCACAUUACACGGAGAAUGGGCACACGUUUGUGAACUGGGAACUUUGUUUUGAAAGGAAGUACACUGACCAUUGACCACUUAAGCAUCAUGCUGCCUGAAAUGAUUAUAUAGUGAGUUCCAAGUAUUCUUUACAUUUAUAUAUGCCACCUUAGAUAGGGGUACAUAACAUACAUGUAUAAUUUGCACUGGAAAUUAUCUGGAGUGAUGUCAGGCAAACUCAGAGCUUUGGCAUAGGUUCAUGCAGAAAGCAUGCUAUGCUGUUUUAAAUAUUUCACCAAACAUGAAUGUGGUGGAACUCUAAUGAAGAAAACUACAAUAUUUCAGAAUAUGAAAAUGGCAGCACGGUGCUUAGUGGUUAGCACUGUUGCCUCACAGUAAGAAGGUAAUGGGUUCAAUUCCCACCUGUGGCCUUCUGUGUGGAGUUUGUAUGUUCUCCCCGUGUUUGCGUAGGUUUCUUCUGGGUGGUCUGGUCUCCUCCCCAAAAGAGGUCUCAAUCUCAAUGGGACUAACCUGGCUAAAUUCAUUCAAAAUGAAUGAAAACACAUUCAACCCGACAAAAUCAGACAAUGGAAUGUUGCCAUUGUUUGCCAGCUAAACACACUUGUUCAACAUAUAGAUGAGAAUAAAUAUGAAACUGUGACUUCAUAAACGUAGUCAUGGGAGAAAACACAUUUUAUCUUCUUUGUGCACUUUCUCUCUCUCUCUCUCUCUCUCUCUCUAUAUAUUUUAUUCUUUUGGCUGUUACCAUUUUACCCAAAGUUACCAGAGUGGAUGCAGUACUGAUCUGAAUGUAGACUUGCCGGAAAGUUGCCCUAUAGUAGAUGGACAAAAAGACUGGGACACAGGUGGGCCUUGUGUCCCUAGAAUUUCUUGCUGAGAGGCAAAGAUGCUACCACUGUUCAACCACGCCACCUUUACCAUCCACUCUAUAGUCAAUUUAAUUACAGCAUGACAAUCAAGAUGCAAAAUGUCACACACACCAGGCUACAAAAACAUUAAAUGUGGUCACUUUUUUGUAUUUAAGUUUCAGAAAACAGUUAACAGAUUUAUACAAAGCAAAAAAAAAAAAAUCACAAAAAAGUAGCAAAAUUGAUAUCCAUUUACAAAACUGAAAUAAUGUUUAUAUUUAAAACACAUUGAAGCUUUCAUGGAUGGAAAAUAAGAGUAUUUCUAGAUAUAAUUAAAAAUUGUAACUUUUUUAAAACCUACAUUGGCCCAGCUAUCAUUUAGAACAAUAUGUUUAGCCAAAGGGUGGCAGCAAAGGUUAUAGAAUCUGAUCUGCCCGACAACCCACAUAAACAUGCACUGUUGAGGGAAAAAUAGCUUCUCUAUGAAUAUGUAUUGAUGCACAUAUUCAAUUUGAAAACUAUAUCAGCUAAUUAUCAUAUCUCUAUUUAAGAGUGUUAAAGUAAAGUGCCUGGUUAGAAAACGAAGAGCGUGUACUCAUCUGACAGAAUACUCAACCAGCCUGGAGCAAGCUGGCAAGUUGGAAAGUCAAAACCUACAGAGAUGAAACUUAUGAUGUCUGGGACUCCAGAUGAGCUUGCACCCCCUUCUGUAUUUGGUUCAAAAGAACAUUGUUUUCCUGAAAGCUCUGCAACAGACCUGUUUUUAGGGGGGAAAAUAAGGCUUGUAAGAUUUCAGAACAUGUGUUUGUAUGAAUGAGUGUGUUUAUUGAUUUAUGUUGUGUCGCCACGUACCAGGAUGUUUGACUGUUCGAAGGGCAUUGGGCAUCUUAUUGACAUUUGCCAUGAUCUCUUUCCAGGACCUAUCAACCUUAAGGAACAUUUUGUACUCAUCAAACAGGUGUUGCAUAAUGUCAAA